AUGGACAUUCAGGGUCCUUUUAGACCCUCAUCACUUGUAGUUUCUCAUGAAGUGGUAACUCCAAUCCAAAUUGAUGUUGGUGAGGGUGAUUUAGGGUUAGCAUUAACCUUAUACAAAUCAGCAACACCUGAAUUUAGUAGGUCUAAAGGUUGGAAACAUAGUAAAAGGGCAUUGUCUUGUAGUAGAAAGCUUAACUUGGAUGGGGAAGGUGGUGAAAAAACAAUGGCAAGUGGUGAAGUUUAUAAAGGUAAGGGUGUAGAAGGAUCUGCAGAUGAAUUUGUUGUAGUUGAUGUAGAAAAAGAGUUAAACAAAGAGAUUGACGGGAAUGAAGAACUUGACAUGAACAAAUCCAAUGGGUUUGAAGACCAAGAUAGCAUUCCAUUUAAUGGUUUUGAAGGACAAGAUAAUAUUCCUUUCAAUGAUGAGUGGAGACAAGAGGAGCCUAAUGACAUUGAGUUUGAGAAUCAAAACAGUGAAGAUGAAGAUAGUGACUUUAUGAUUGAUGGGGACAACAUAAUUGAAGAUGUUGAAGUUAACAUGGAGGAUUUCAAUCUAAUUAUUGAUACAGAAGCAGAGUUCAAUGGAUGUCAAAGUUUAGGUGGUCAAAGAAAUGAAGAUAGUGAUGAAGAAGAGGAUGUGGAGGUAAUUGAUAAUGACGAGUUGGAUUCACUAAGUGAUGACUCAGGGGACAACAGGAAAAGAAGAGAAAUGAUCAAAGAGCUGGGGAAACAAACAUUAUGUUCUGCUGGUGAGGUGCACAAGGUAGCUUUUCAUAUUAUACAGAAAUAUAAAGCCAAGAAAGAAUUGAAAGAUAAAGUUGACCUGCAUGCUUUAGAGACAAAGAGGAAUAUCUCAUUCACAAAAAAUGACAAGAGUAGAUUAACAACUGUUUGUGAUGGAUCUGUAGUUUCAAAUGCAAGUGGGGUAGGUGGACCUACCUCUAGGGAAAAUGUAAAGGGUAAAGAUGUAAACUCAGAUAAAGUUAAAUGCACAUGGAAACUUCAUGCUUCUAGGUCAAGUGAACAGGACUAUUGGUUUAUUAAGACCUAUAAUCAGAAACACAUUUGCCUCCAAACACAAAAAAUCAGAUCUUGCACAGCAACAUUUCUUUCCAAACGUAUUAUGGAUCAGAUUAAAGCUAAUCUUGGACUGCCUGUUCGUACCCUACAAGAGCAACUCCAAUCAACUUAUGGAGUUAGUAUUUCAGAAGAGAAAGCAUUUAGGGCAAAAGCAUUAGCCACCAAAAAUGUUGCAGGAGAUUACGUAAAGCAAUAUGCAGCUUUGAGAGACUAUGUACUAGAGCUACAAAAGACAAAUGAAGGUACAGCUGUAAAGAUUGAUGUGGUUUAUGAACCUGUGGUUUCAUCCCCAACCAGGCAAUUCAAAAGGAUAUACGUGUGUUUAGGUCCUUUAAAGAAAGGAUUUAAGUGUCUUGCGGAAGAUCUUGACUUGUAUUCAAAUUCCAACUUCACCUUUAUCAGUGAUAGACAGAAGGGUCUUCUACUAGCUAUAGAACAAUUGUUUCCUAAUGCAGAACACAGGUUCUGUAUUAGACACAUAUACCAGAACAUGAGGAUCAGAUUUAUGACUACAGAGUACAAGGAGUAUUUUUGGAGGUGUGCUACAACCACCACCAUACCAGAGUUUGAAGUUGUAAUGGUAGAGCUAAAGAAUUAUGACAUAGAAGCAUAUCAAUGGCUCUUGAAAAUUGGGCUAGAAGUCAUUUUUCAGGAAGGGCAAUUUCAGACAUGUUAUUAA
Lactuca saligna is the source of this 1758-nucleotide messenger RNA. Lineage: Eukaryota; Viridiplantae; Streptophyta; Magnoliopsida; Asterales; Asteraceae. The record is from the annotation of a GenBank genome assembly.